Thermochaetoides thermophila DSM 1495 is the source of this 960-nucleotide messenger RNA. RefSeq lists its product as uncharacterized. Gene Ontology annotation, cellular component: cytosol; nucleus. Gene Ontology annotation, biological process: endoplasmic reticulum unfolded protein response; protein deubiquitination. Bases 1 to 960 code for a protein of 319 amino acids. Gene Ontology annotation, molecular function: cysteine-type deubiquitinase activity. NCBI's taxonomy places the organism in Eukaryota, Fungi, Ascomycota, Sordariomycetes, Sordariales, Chaetomiaceae. The record is from RefSeq and is a predicted model, not a curated record. The transcript has 4 exons.
AUGCUGAUUCAAAUCAGUCUUCGUGCCCCAAAUGGGCAGUCAAGGAUUCAAAUUGAUGAUCAGUCUACUUUGAAAGAUCUGAUCGAAAUCAUCACCAAAAAGACGGGGCUUAAGGGCUUCUCGCUCAAAUAUGGGUAUCCGCCAAAGGAUUUGGAUAUCACCCCGUCAGCUCUGGAGGAGAGCAUCCAAAAUAUGAAGCUCCGAGGCGAGACAAUUGUGGUUGUCCCCUUGGAGACGAGGCCCUCGUCUCCUGUUAGCCAGCCGGCGCCGAAGUCGCCUAGUCGCCAGCCCGAGACUUUCGCUCCCAAGAGUGUAGAGCCUGAUGAGACCUCGGUUGAGUGGCCAGAACGAGGUGGACACCUCAUUCUCCGGGUUAUGCCGGAUGAUAACAGCUGUUUGUUCACCGCAUUUGGUGGUGCAAUGAAAAUCGACAACCCAUCUAGACGGCUGCGCGAUGAGGUUGCAAAUUAUAUUCUGGAUCAUCCAGUUGAGUACAACAAGGCCAUUCUUGGUGAUCCACCCCUGGUCUACACCAACCGGAUGCGACAGAUGGAUACAUGGGGAGGGGCUAUUGAGCUCUCCGUCCUGUCCAAAAUUUACGGGGUUGAGAUCGCCUCGAUAGACGUAAAGACUCUCCGUGUGGACCGCUUCGGAGAGGGCAACCCCAACCGGGUGAUUCUUGUUUACUCCGGAAUUCAUUAUGACCGCAUUGCCUUCUGCAUAGACUUAAGUCUGCCAGUUGAGUGGGAUGUAACUCAAUGGAGCUCUGAGGACAACGAGGUCAUCGAAAAGGCACGAGGGUUGUGCCAGCGCCUGCAGUCCAUGCACUACUACACGGAUACGACAGACUUCGUUAUCUGCUGCGAGGAGUGCAACUGGAUAGGUCAGGGUGCGAAGGAUGCUCAGAAGCACAUGAACGAGACAAAGCAUGCCUCGUUCAAGGAAAUGAGCAUUCAAUAA